UCAAUUUUUAGUCACCAUUUAAUCUCGUACAACACGUCCGUCGGAUAUGGGUAUAUUUCAUUGAGAAAGAAAUAACGGGGAGAAAAUAACGACCAAAAUGAUUGGGAAGAAUUUUUUUUCGUUUCUAUUCGUCGCGUCGAGUUGCAUCUCGCAAAUUCAGGGAUUGAUUUGCCACUUGGAAGGAGCCGAAGUCGUCUUCAUGGAUCCGGAAUAUUUCGACGAGGAAUCCAGCGAGAUCGAAAUUAUAUAUUUGAAUAGCACGUUCAGCGGACUAUCGAGCAAUUUCACACUCAUAAAACAACUACCCGAUUCGGUUAUGGGUCAUUUCAAUCUCUAUUUAAAAUCUAUGGGUGACUACACGGUAUCCGGUGGUAUAUCCGUAUCGAUGCCCUUGUGCGAAAUGACGAACGAGCCCAUCGUGAUGGGAAAAAUUUUGAGCUUGCUGGGAGUUACCGCCGACAGAUGUCCUCCACCACCGGGAUUAUACGGGAUGCCUUUUUGGUCGCCGACGGUCGAUUUACUGCCCGAUUCGAUGCCGGGAAACGACUAUAAAGUUUCCUUCGCUGUGGAGAGUGACGGUGAUAGGGUUUUAUUAGACUUGGCCAUAUACGCCCAAGUGUUUUGAAUGAAUUUUCAUUUAUUCUUUAAAAAAAAAAAAAAAAAAAACGUGAUGAACGUAUAUUCUUUUACGUCGGUCGUAACGCGUCUCAAUUUAUGUACGUAUAUACUUGGAGUUUUGAAAAAUGGUUAAGAAUAAUGAAGAGAAAAAAAGAGAGCAUUAUAUUGCUCUAAAAAAUAUACAUUUUAUCGUAGA
Molecule: messenger RNA, 814 nt
Organism: Athalia rosae (coleseed sawfly)
Lineage: Eukaryota; Metazoa; Arthropoda; Insecta; Hymenoptera; Athaliidae
Exons: 4
Coding region: 98-625 (175 amino acids)
Source: RefSeq, a predicted model, not a curated record